UUAGUUGAGUUUUGCAUGCGGCGCGUUCAACAACGAGGCAAAAAGCGUAACGCGAUUCGGUUCAUUUUUUUCAUUAAUUUUUGUUGUUGUUUAUUUAUUUACUUACUAUUUUUUUUUUAAUUUGUGUUCGGGCAUCUCGACAACAACAACAACAACGGGAUAUAAAGUGAAUAUUUAUUUGAUUGUGCCGUGUUCUGUGUGCCAAAGCAUCGCAGCAUGCUGAAGGCGCAUUGAUGGUCCUUGCAUACAAAUGACGAAUUAUGAGAAUCUUAUAAAUUUGCCAUUAAAUUUUAAUGCAAAUAAUCAUGCAAAUAAUAAUGAGAACAAUGGCAAAAUUGCUGUUGGCGAGCAGCUAUUGAAUAAGAUGUCGCAGCGGGACUUCUCCGAGAACGAGCCGGAGUGCACGCCGGAGCUGCCCGCUGCGAACCGAGCGCUCUUCUUGGAGAAGGUGCGCCAGUCGAACGCCGCCUGCCAGAGCGGCGACUUUGCCACCGCGGUGCUGCUCUACACGGACGCACUGCAGCUGGAUCCGGGCAAUCAUAUACUCUACAGCAACCGCUCGGCGGCGCGGCUCAAGCAGGGACAGUUCGCGGCGGCGCUGCAGGAUGCGACGCAGGCGCGUGAGCUGUGCCCGCAGUGGCCCAAGGCGUACUUCCGACAAGGCGUGGCGCUGCAGUGCCUGGGCAGGUACGGCGAGGCGUUGGCCUCCUUUGCCGCCGGCCUGGCCCAGGAGCCGACCAACAAGCAGCUGCUGGCGGGCCUGGUGGAGGCCUCGCUGAAGAGUCCGCUGCGCGCCGCCCUGGAGCCGACGCUGCAGCAGCUGCGCGCCAUGCAGCUGCACGAGUCGCCGUUCGUGGUCAGCUCCGUGGUGGGGCAGGAGCUGUUGCAGGCCUCGCAGUACCAGGCGGCGGUGGCCGUCCUGGAGGCGGCCCUGCGCAUCGGCAGCUGCUCGCUGAAGCUGCGCGGCUCCGUCUUCAGUGCAUUGAGCUCGGCGCACUGGGCGCUCAAUCAGCUGGACCAGGCCAUUGGGUACAUGCAGCAGGAUCUGGCGGUGGCCAAGUCCCUGGGCGACACGGCCGGUGAGUGCCGCGCCCACGGCAACCUCGGCUCCGCCUACUUCAGCCAGGGCGCCUACAAGGAGGCCCUCACCGCGCACCGCUACCAACUGGUGCUGGCCAUGAAGUGCAAGGAUACGCAGGCGGCCGCCUCGGCCCUCACCUCGCUCGGGCACGUGUACACGGCCAGCGGCGACUACCCCAACGCCCUGGCCUCCCACAAGCAGUGCGUGCAGCUGUUCAAGCAGCUCGGCGACCGGCUGCAGGAGGCGCGUGAGAUCGGCAACGUGGGCGCCGUCUACCUGGCGCUGGGCGAGUGCGAGGCGGCCCUCGACUGCCACACGCAGCACCUGCGGCUGGCGCGCAAGCUCCACGAUCAGGUGGAGGAGGCGCGCGCCUACUCCAACCUCGGCUCCGUCCACCAUCAGCGGCGGCAGUUCGGCCAGGCGGCCGCCUGCCACGAGCAGGUGCUGCGCAUAGCCCAGACCCUGGGCGACCGGAGCAUCGAGGCGCGCGCCUACGCGGGACUGGGACAUGCGGCGCGCUGCGCCGGCGAUGCGGCCGCCUCGAAGCGCUGGCACGAGCGCCAGCUGGCCAUGGCGCUGGCGGCACGCGACAAGCUGGGCGAGGGACGCGCCUGCUCCAACCUGGGCAUCGUCUACCAGCUGCUGGGCGCCCACGACGCGGCGCUGAAGCUGCACCAGGCGCAUCUGGGCAUUGCGCGCGCCCUGGGCGACCGGGCGGGCAUGGGGCGGGCCUACGGCAACAUGGGCAACGCCCAUGCGGCGGCCGGCGCCUACGAGGCGGCCGUCAAGUACCACAAGCAGGAGCUGGCCAUCAGCCAGGCCGUCAACGACCGCAGCGCCGAGGCGGCCACCCACGGCAAUCUGGCGGUGGCCUACCAGGCGCUGGGCGCCCACGAUGCGGCCCUGGCGCACUACCGCGCUCACCUGGCCACCGCCCGCUCGCUGAAGGAUGCGGCGGGCGAGGCCUGUGCGCUGCUCAAUCUCGGCAACUGCCUCAGCGCUCGGCAGAUGUACGCCGAGGCGGUGCCGCACUACGAGAGCUACCUGAUGCUCGCCCAGGAGCUGGGCGACGUCGCUGCGGAGGGCAAGGCCUGCCACCUGCUGGGCUAUGCCCACUACUGUCUGGGCAACUACCGGGCCGCCGUGCGCUACUACGAUCAGGAUCUGGCCCUGGCCAAGGACGCCCAGCACCGGCCGCACAUGGGGCGCGCCUACUGCAAUCUGGGCCUGGCCCACCUCGCGCUGGGACACACAGCCGCCGCCCUGGAGUGCCAGCAGCUCUUCCUGGCCGUGGCCCACGCAACGGGCCAGCUGCCGGCCAAGUUCCGGGCGCUGGGCAACAUAGGCGACAUCCUCAUCCGCACCGGGGCCCACGAGGAGGCCAUCAAGCUGUACCAGCGCCAGCUGUCGCUGGCCAGGUCGGCCGGCGAGCGCGCCAUGGAGGCGGCCGCCUGCGGAGCUCUGGGCUUGGCGCACCGCCUCCUGCGGCGCUGGGACAAGGCGUUGGGGCAUCACACGCAAGAGCUGACGCUGCGCCAGGAGCUGGGCGAUCUGGCCGGCGAGUGUCGCGCCCAUGGACAUCUGGGCGCCGUGCACAUGGCGCUCUGCAGCUGGACGCACGCCGUCAAGUGCUACCAGGAGCAGCUGGAGCGCGCCCAGGAGCAACGGGACGCAGCUGUCGAGGCACAGGCGCACGGGAAUCUGGGCAUUGCUCGACUCAACAUGGCACACUAUGAGGCGGCCAUUGGCUGCCUGGAGGCGCAGCUGGGCACCUUGGAGCGCGUCUCGCUGCCCUCGACGCAAGCGGAUCGCGCCCGGGCGCUGGGCCACCUGGGCGAUUGCUAUGCCGCCCUGGGCGACUACGAGGAGGCGCUAAAGUGCCACGAGCGGCAGCUGCAGCUGGCGCUGGGCCUGGCCAGCCAUCGGGAUCAGGAGCGCGCCUAUCGCGGCCUCGGACAGGCGCGACGCGCCCUCGGCCAGCUCUCGGCGGCGCUGGUCUGCCUGGAGAAGCGUCUGGUCGUCGCCCACGAGCUGCACAGCCCCGAGAUCAAGGCGCUCGCCUAUGGCGACCUGGGCCAUGUCCACGCAGCGCUCGGCAAUCAUGCCCAGGCGCUGAACUGCUUGGAGCAUCAGCGGGAGCUGGCGCGCGGCCUGCAGGAUCGCGCCCUCGAAUCGGAUGCGAUGUGCGCCCUGGGACAGGUGCAGCAGCGCAUGGGACACUACGCGGAGGCGCUGCAGCUGCACGAGCAGGAUCUGCAGCUCUGCACGGAGCUGGCGGCGCCGGCCUUGCAGGCGCGCGCCGUGGGCAAUCUGGGCGCCGUUCACGAGGCGCUGGGACAGCAGCAGGAGGCGCUCAAGUGCUACGAGCGCCAGCUGGCGCUCAGCACCGAUCGACUGGGCAAGGCGCUGGCCUGCGGCGCCCUGGGGCGGGUGCACCACCAGCUGGAGCAGCAUGCACAGGCGGUGGAGUACCUGCGGCAGGGAUUAGCCAGUGCGCAGUCCAUUGGCAAGUCAGAGGAGGAGGCCAAGAUAAGACAUCAACUGGGUCUUGCUCUGCGUUCCUCUGGCGACGCUGAGGGCGCUCGCAUACAACUGGAAACGGCGGCACAGCUGCUGGAGUCCGUACGGCAGGAGCAGCGCAGCCCGGAGGCGCGUCUCGCCCUCUACGAGCUGCAGACGAGCUGCUACCAUCUGCUGCAGCAGCUGCUCGUGGCGCUGCAGCGCAGCGAGGAUGCACUGGUCGCUGCCGAGCGCUGCAAGGCGCGCAACGGCGCCGACGCUGCAGUCGGCUGUGAUGGAAAGGGCACUGGGACAACGGCGAACGGCACGGCGGACAUCGAGGCCAUUCUGGAGGCAGUGAAUCGGGGCCGCAUGCCCGUGCUCUACUACAGCCUGGCCGGGGAGCAGCUCUAUGCGUGGCUGCUGCAGCCACAGGCGGGCAUUGUGCGCUUCCAUGCGGCGCGCAUCGAUGCGCAGACGCUGCAGCUGCCGCUGUCGCUCAGCGAGUGCCAUGAGGAGGAGGAGGAGGACGAGCAGCAGUCGGAGCAGCAGAAGCAGCAGCGUGAGGACGAUUCUGAACCAGCGGGCCAGCAGCUGCUGGAGCGCUAUGUGAACAUGGUGCGCGACAAUCUGGGCGUCAACUCGCAGAACCUGCUGCACGAGGGCGACGGCAGUGGAUGGCGCGCCAGCAGCGAGCAGCUGCUGGAGGAUCUGCCCGGAGCAGGGGCCGGCGGUGGCGGCUUUCUGCGCAUGGUCAGUCGCAAUCAGCUGCUGAACUCGUCCAACUACUCGCUCAGCUCGCUCUUCUCGCUGGGCUCCGUGGCCAGCCUCCAGGGCUCCACACGGUCGGUGGGCAGCCGCAGCUCCCGGCGAGCACCCGCGCCGCCCGCCUGGCGCGGCCCCGCCUGCCUGCACACGCUCUACAACCUGCUGCUGGCGCCCUUCGACGAUCUGCUGCCCAGUGGCGCCAGCGUCUCGCGGCAGGGCAGACGCGAGCUCAUCCUGGUGCUGGACAGCGCCCUCUACCUGGUGCCAUUCGCCAUAUUGCGCGCAGCCGGCGACGACGGCGAGUAUCUCUCGGAGCGCUGCGCUCUGCUAACGGCGCCCUCGCUGCAGGCGCUGCGCGGCCGUUCCAGGAGCCGGCGCGAUCGUGGACGCCCGCCCACGGCGUUGGUCGUCGGCGGACCACGCGUGCCCGCCGCCUUGGCGGAGCGCUGGGGCUGGGCGGGCGCCGAGUCACCGGCGGCAUUGCAGGAGGCCGCCAUGGUGGCGGACAUGCUGCAGGCCAAUGCUCUGGCCGGCUGCAAUGCCACCAAGGAGUCGGUGCUGGCCGAGCUGCCCGGCGCCGAGUGCGUGCACUUUGCCGCCAAUCUCAGCUGGAAACUGGGCGCGGUGGUGCUCAGCCCAGGCGAUGUGGUCACCGCCGAGCAGCAGCAGCAGAAGGAGCCGCACGAGCCGCAGCUCUCGGACUUCACACUGGCCGCCUCGGAGCUGCGCCACCUGCGCCUCGGCGCCCGCCUGGUCGUGCUCAGCUCCUACCAAUCAGUGGAGCCCAUAACGGGCAGCGGCGUUGCCCAACUGGCCGGCGGCUGGCUCCUGGCCGGCGCCGGCGCAGUGCUCAUCUCGCUCUGGCCCGUGCCCGAGACGGCAGCCAAAAUCCUGCUGCGCGCCUUCUACUCGGCCCUGCUGCAGGGUGCACGAGCGGCACGCGCCUUGGCCGAGGCCAUGCAGACGGUGCAGCACACAAAGCACUUCGCCCAUCCCGCCAACUGGGCCGGCUUCCUGCUGGUGGGCGCCAAUGUGCGUCUGUCGAACAAGGUGGCUCUGUUGGGCCACGCCCUGUGCGAGCUGCUGCGCACGCCGGAGCGCUGCCGGGAUGCGCUGCGCGUGUGCCUGCAUCUGGUGGAGAAGAGUCUGCAGCGGAUACAUCGCGGCCAGAAGAACGCCAUGUACACCACCCAGCAGAGCAUUGAGAACAAAGCCGGGCCGGUGGCCGGCUGGAAGGAUCUGCUAAUGGCCGUCGGCUUUCGCUUUGAGCCGGCCGCGAAUGGGAUACCCUCGAGCGUGUUCUUCCCGCAAACGGACCCGGAGGAGCGACUCUCGCAGUGCUCGGCCAGCCUGCAGGCGCUGCUGGCCCUGACGCCCGCCACGCUGCAGGCGCUGGCCAAGCUGGUGAACAGUGCGGAGCACGCGGAUGACAUUAUAGCCGUCGUGCGCAACAUCCUGGCCCAGUUCCCGGCCAAGCCGGAGGCCGAGGCCUGCAUCGAGAUGCCGUUGAGCGUGCGGCUGUGGCGCGUGGCCGGCUGCCACGAGCUGCUCGCCUCGGUGGGCUUCGACCUGACGGAGGUGGGCGCGGACCAGGUCAUCUUGCGCACCGGCAAGCAGGCCAAUCGCCGUCACUGCCAGUUCGUGCUGCAGGCGCUGCUCGCGCUCUUCGAUACCCAUGAGGCGCCCAAGAGCCUCAGCCUGGACUCGUCCGCCCACAGCAGCAGCAGCAGCUGCGAGUCCCUGGCGGAGCCGGAGCUCACCACGCCACCCGUGCAGCCGGCCGCCUCGAAUGGGAACAGCUCCACGCCGGCCACGGCCACCAGCUCCACGCAGUCGCCGCUGCCGCUGCAUCCGCGCAGCGCCUUCAUCUCGUACGUGCGGCGCCGCGGCGAACCGGAUGGCGGCGGCGGCCUGGACUCCAGCCUGGCCAACACCACGGACAGCGAGCACUCGCUCUCCGACGGCUAUGCCACCCAGGCGGGCAACAGCCAGCCGGCCCCGCGCCUGGGCUAUGCCAGCCUGCGCGGUCCGGUGCGCGUCUCGCGGCCCGGCGGCGGCGGCGAGAGCGAUGCGGCCUUCACGCCCAGUCCGCCGGUGACCGAUCCCAGCCUAUCGCUGGCCUUGGCUCACCAGACGCGCAUCCGCUGCCUGUACGCCCAGCCGAGCGCAGUUGCUCCCUCGACUGCGCCGCUGCCCAAUACGAGCCGACGACCCGACAGCUCCAGCUCAGCCAGCAGCACGACCACGGACUGGGAGGGCUCCGGGCAUGCAACAGUGCUGCGCCGUGGAGCCGCUGCUGGCGCCCAACAGCAGCAUCAGCAGCAACAGCAACUGGCGACGCAACAGCAGCAGCAGCAACCGCCGCUGCCGCCGCCCCGCCCACCCGUCUAUCAUAAUUUGGGCGCGGGCGGACGCAGCAAGCCGAAGAUCAAGCUGGGCAGCGCGCAGAGCUCGCUGGCGGCACGAGUGAACAAGGAGCACGCUCUAUUCAUGGACAGACUGAGCGUGCGCACCGAGCUGAAUGCUCCAGCGGUGGCCCAUGGAGCAGCGGGCGGAGUGGGUGGCGUCGCCGGCAGCGGUGUGGCAGUGGCCGGUGGAGGACAGCGCAAGACGCUGACGCUGACGGAGGAGGAGGCUGCCAGCGUGGCCUUCAAUCCGUCCAGCCUGUACUUCUCGCCGGCCGACAGCGAGCUGCUGGGCGAGCCCAAGCAGCCGAUGGAGGAGACGCCGGUGAAGCCGAGCGCCAAGUGCAUCCAGGACAGCAUCAUGCGGCACAUGAAUCGUGAGCUAACGCCCAGCAUCUCGGAGCUGUACCAUGAGCGCAACUUGGGCCUGGGCCUGGCGCCGCCGCUCUCCAAGCUGCUGCUCAAUCCCAACUACGAGGAGCAGGAGGUGACCGCCAUGGUCGAGGCCAACAAUCCAUCCGCUGGCAAUGCGGCCGCCAUCAAAACCCUCGUGGAUGCAGUCAACGAGCUGGAGCUGAGCGGCAGCUCCUCCGGCGCCACAAUACCAACCGUGGUCGGUGGCGGCGUCGGCGGUGGCGAAUCGGAAACCAAUCCAGUCUCCGGCGUCGUCGACACCGAACGCUUCUGCUCCAUCUGCGGCGAGCACGCAGACGUUGUCUGCCGCUGCAAGGCGGCCACCAUGCAGAAGAAGUCCACCCUGAAGCCCUGGCUGAGCAAUGUGCCCGCCAGCAGCCUCGUCCAGGCCAGCGAGCUGACCACCGCGGACAUACUGGAGCGCCGUCUGGAGACGGUGGCAGCCACCAGUGCUGCCCCCUUCACCGCCGAGCUCUGUCGCCGCGACGAGGGCGACGGUCGCUCCGUGGCCGACUCCCAGUGCAGCAGCAACUACAAACGCGUCCUGGCCACCGCCGGCGCCGUCGGCCUGGUGGUUGGCAUCGGCGCUGGCGAUGCGGAGGCCCAGAACACGACAUCUCCGGCCACCUGCUCAGCGGCGCGACUCGUCUAGAUGCCAGAGAUACCCCAACCCACCACUUGCCACAUGCCACAUGCCACAUUCCGCUCUUCAACUGAUAUUAGAUUCUAGCGUACAUCUAUCUAUAGGCUUAAUCGGAGACACCCUGUACUGAUCAUCGUAGCGUUAGUUAUUGCAUUUUAUUUAUUUAUUUAUACAGAAUAUGCGUCAGCAUUAGCUUAAUAGGGCCUGCUUAGACACACACACCCACACACACACACACACAUGCGUUCUGGCAUUUGUAAUUUGUAAUGUUUCAACGAAGCCACAGACUAAAUUUUAUGCAUUUAUGUGAAACGUAUCUUAGUAGAAUCCAUUUGUAUAGUUCAGCGGAGAUAUCUAUGAUUAAGUGCAAAUAAAUAUGAAUUUACAU
Molecule: messenger RNA, 8198 nt
Organism: Drosophila navojoa
Lineage: Eukaryota; Metazoa; Arthropoda; Insecta; Diptera; Drosophilidae
Molecular function (GO): protein binding
Source: RefSeq, a predicted model, not a curated record